This is a messenger RNA of Spea bombifrons (plains spadefoot toad), 3440 nucleotides long. RefSeq names its product hexokinase-1. The transcript has 18 exons. Gene Ontology annotation, cellular component: cytosol; mitochondrion. The record is from RefSeq and is a predicted model, not a curated record. NCBI's taxonomy places the organism in Eukaryota, Metazoa, Chordata, Amphibia, Anura, Pelobatidae. Bases 329 to 3082 code for a protein of 917 amino acids. Gene Ontology annotation, biological process: glucose 6-phosphate metabolic process; glycolytic process; intracellular glucose homeostasis. Gene Ontology annotation, molecular function: fructokinase activity; mannokinase activity; glucokinase activity.
CAGGAGUAUGAUAUAGAGCGUACCCAUUCUCCAUGUUCGUACAUCGCUAUCCCCGGACCCCUCCCCGCUAUUACUAAACAUUAAGAUCUCGCACAGCCCCCUACCGAUGAAGAAUUCCGCUCGCAGAUCUCUCACAGAUCAGCCAAUCCGCAGCCGAGAAGGGGGCUGGAUUUAACCAUGUCAUCGCCCCAUGCAGAAAAAAGCCCUUCUGCAUCUUCUCGUUUGUAGGACGUACGGAAGGCACAGCCGUCUGCAUUAACGGAGUUCUCUGCUCAUAGCCGGGUCAGCGUUAUCACAUCACUGGUAUUGGCUGCAGUCAGUCUCCGCAAUGAUAGCUGCCCAGCUCCUCGCCUACUACUUCACCGAGCUGAAAGAUGAUCAGAUCAAAAAGAUUGACAAGUACCUGUAUGCCAUGCGGCUAUCAGACGAAACAUUACUGGACAUCAUGUCCAGAUUCAAAAAAGAGAUGGAGAAUGGACUCUCUAGAGACACAAACCCAACAGCAAUUGUCAAGAUGCUGCCAACAUUUGUAAGAUCAAUCCCUGAUGGAACAGAAAAGGGAGAUUUCAUCGCACUGGAUCUGGGUGGAUCCCAUUUUCGCAUUCUGCGGGUGAAGGUGUCCCACGAGAAGAAGCAGACGGUUCAGAUGGAGAGCGAGAUUUACGACACACCCGAGGACAUUAUCCAUGGAAGCGGCACAAGGCUCUUUGAUCAUGUUGCUGAAUGUCUUGGAGACUUCAUGGAAAAGAAACAGAUCAAAGAUAAAAAGCUACCGGUUGGAUUUACCUUUUCCUUCCCUUGUUCGCAAUCCAAAUUAGAUGAGGGUAUUUUGUUAACCUGGACCAAAAGAUUUAAAGCCAGCGGAGUGGAAGGGAUGGACGUUGUCAAAUUGCUAAACAAGGCCAUCAAAAAACGAGGGGACUAUGAUGCGGAUAUAAUGGCUGUUGUGAAUGACACUGUUGGAACAAUGAUGACUUGUGGGUUUGAUGACCAGCGCUGCGAAGUUGGCAUUAUCAUAGGAACUGGAACAAAUGCCUGCUACAUGGAAGAAUUGAGACACAUGGAUUUAGUUGAAGGGGAUGAGGGGCGUAUGUGCAUAAACACAGAGUGGGGAGCUUUUGGUGAUGAUGGGUCCUUGGAGGAUAUUAGGACAGAGUUUGAUAGAGAGAUUGACAGAGGAUCACUGAAUCCAGGAAAACAGCUCUUUGAGAAGAUGGUGAGCGGCAUGUACAUGGGGGAACUUGUCAGACUCAUCUUGGUAAAAAUGGGCAAAGAGGGACUUCUGUUUGAAGGCAGGAUCACCCCAGAACUCCUUACCAGAGGGAAAUUUGAGACUAAACAUGUAUCUGCCAUUGAAAAGAGUAAAGAAGGUCUAAGCAAAGCCAAAGAAAUAUUGACCAGACUUGGGGUGGAACCGUCCCAUGAAGACUGUGUAGCGGUGCAACAUGUGUGUACAAUUGUCUCUUUCCGAUCAGCUAAUCUGAUCGCGGCUACCUUAGGAGGAAUUCUGGCUCGUCUACGAGACAAUAAAGGGGUCCCCAGGCUGCGUACAACUGUGGGGGUUGAUGGAUCUCUAUACAAGAUGCACCCACAGUAUGCCAGACGCUUGCAUAAGACGGUAAGACGUUUGGUUCCCGAUUCGGAUGUGAGGUUUCUACUGUCCGAGAGCGGUAGCGGGAAGGGGGCCGCCAUGGUGACGGCUGUGGCGUAUAGGCUGGCCGAGCAGCGCAGGCAGAUCGAUGAGACGUUGGAAGAGUUCAGUCUGACCCAUGAACAGCUGCUCGAGGUGAAGAGGAGGAUGAGAAUUGAAAUUGAGAGUGGACUUAAGAAAAAGACCCAUGAAAUUGCCAAAGUUAAAAUGUUACCUACGUUUGUUCGGAGCACGCCAGAUGGCACAGAAAACGGGGACUUCUUGGCUUUGGACCUGGGAGGAACAAACUUUCGAGUUUUGCUUGUCAAGAUUCGAAGCGGUAAAAGAAGGAUGGUGGAGAUGCAUAAUAAAAUCUAUGCCAUCCCUGUAGAUGUUAUGCAGGGGACAGGGGAAGAGCUUUUCGAUCACAUUGUUCACUGUAUAUCUGAUUUCCUGGAUUAUAUGGGCAUUAAAGGAGCACGGCUUCCCCUGGGAUUCACCUUCUCAUUCCCCUGCAAGCAGACCAGCCUGGAUGCCGGUAUCCUGCUAACCUGGACCAAAGGCUUCAAGGCUACAGAUUGCGAGGGAGAAGACGUGGUAAAUCUUCUACGAGAGGGAAUUAAAAGGCGAGAGGAAUUUGAUCUGGAUGUAGUUGCUAUAGUGAAUGACACUGUCGGAACAAUGAUGACAUGCGCCUAUGAAGAUCCAAACUGUGAAAUUGGCCUUAUUGUGGGCACUGGCAGCAACGCGUGCUACAUGGAGGAGACCAAGAACAUAGAAAUGGUGGAAGGAGAUCAAGGAAGAAUGUGUGUCAAUAUGGAAUGGGGGGCAUUUGGUGACAACGGAUGUUUGGAUGAUAUUCGCACGGUUUAUGACAAGGCUGUUGAUGAAUUGUCAUUAAAUUCAGGAAAACAAAGAUAUGAGAAAAUGAUCAGUGGAAUGUAUCUGGGUGAAAUUGUUCGUAACAUUUUAAUGGACUUCACAAAACGAGGAUUUUUGUUCAGAGGCCAGAUUUCAGAGGCAUUAAAAACUAGAGGAAUCUUUGAGACCAAAUUCCUUUCACAAAUUGAGAGUGACAGAUUAGCUUUGCUUCAAGUAAGGGCAAUCCUUCAGCAACUUGGUCUGAACAGCACCUGCGAUGACAGUAUAAUUGUAAAGGAGGUCUGCGGAGUUGUAUCAAGGAGGGCAGCUCAGUUGUGUGGUGCAGGAAUGGCCGCCGUUGUGGAUAAGAUACGAGAGAACAGAGGUUUAGAUCAUUUGGAUGUCACAGUUGGAGUAGAUGGAACUCUGUACAAAUUACAUCCACACUUCUCCAGGAUCAUGCACCAAACCGUUACCGACCUUGCCCCAAAAUGCAACGUGUCGUUUCUCCUCUCAGAAGAUGGCAGUGGGAAAGGAGCGGCUCUUAUCACCGCUGUGGGCUGCAGACUCCGUGAUGCUGAACCAAACUAAACCCUGAACAUCUUCACUCUUUUAUUUUUUUUCCUGCCUUUUUUCAGCACUUUCAUUUCAAGCAGUAACGGUAAAAAGGCUGAUGGCUACUCUGUCCAUAGGAAAGCAAACAGGGAAGCUGGACAGACACACGGGAAGUGUCAGCUCCGGUAUAAUACUGUUACUGGACUGCUGUCCUCACCAAUCCCCAGCUAACACAACACCUUCAAAGGUCAUCAGUAUUUGUUUAUAAUUUAUUCUGUUGUUUUAUACCUUAUGUAUCAGUUUGAUCAGAAACACGUAGAAGGUCAUAUUUAAUUUUAUCAGCAUUGUAGUUCAUUGUUAACUCGAAAAUUAGCUCCCACCAAGCCAUACAUCG